Molecule: messenger RNA, 1770 nt
Organism: Opisthorchis viverrini
Lineage: Eukaryota; Metazoa; Platyhelminthes; Trematoda; Opisthorchiida; Opisthorchiidae
Exons: 5
Coding region: 1-1641 (546 amino acids)
Biological process (GO): protein histidyl modification to diphthamide
Molecular function (GO): 2-(3-amino-3-carboxypropyl)histidine synthase activity
Source: RefSeq, a predicted model, not a curated record
AUGUCAAGCGCAAUUACAAACGAUGGUUCGGACGUCAUCUCUCGGGUUCUCGUGUCCGAGGGACAUUUCCCUGUGUGUACAACAGAUAUUGACAGCACUUUUUGUAUAGACUAUACAGCGUCAUGGAUCAAGCUUAAAGGAGUCAAGCACAUUGGAUUACAAUUUCCCGACGAACUUCUCAAUAUUUCGGUGUCGGUUUGCCAAAAGCUGUGUGAGCAGUCUGGCGAGUUCUGCUUCAUCUUGGGCGACAGCUCUUUUGCGGGAUGCUGUGUGGACGAGGUUGCCGGUCAGCGUUUCCAUAUUGAUGCCCUCGUUCAUUAUGGCCGUGCUUGUCUAUCCGAACUUUCCGGUCAGCUUCCGGUGUUAUAUGUUUUUGGUCAAUUAAAACCUGCUCAAGCGCUCAAUUCUGACCGAUUAUCGGGCGUAGCUCAAAAUAUCCUGGGGAACCUCUGCUCUUCCGUUUCUCCAUCAUUUCGUCUGCCGGUUGUUAUAACGUACGAUUUUCGGUUCCAAACCAUCGCCUAUGCAGUGUAUCAGUAUCUUUGGGAUGCGCUACAAGAACGCGAAAGUGGUACACUUCCUCUGCUUGUCUGGUCGGAACCAAAUUUGACGUCUCCAGCUGAAUCUGCUACUCCAUCCCCAUUUGGUUGCGAUCUUCCGCCUUCCGUCUUUAAACGAUGUGGAAGAAGUUUUCAUUGCAUGGGAGGAACAUUGCCCACUCCCCACUGCAGCUGGACUUUGAUCCAUAUUGGAUCGGAAUCAGAUAAACUAGCAUUUCACCGAAUACUACUCGGUUUCCCAGAAGUCUCACGGGUUGAAUCCUUUCUCUUUGAUCCCCUCUCAUUCGUUCUAAAACAAGCGGAUGCAGCAAUUCAAAGCUUUGUUAAGCGCCGCUCCUAUCUUGUUGAGAAAGCCAAAGAUGCACAAAAGAUUGGCAUUCUCAUGGGCACCCUGUCAGUACGGGGUUAUCAAUGCAUCGUGACGCGUCUUCAGCGCCUUUUAAAGCGACUCGGACGUUUCUAUGUUACUCUGGUGGUAGGCAAGCUAAACGCCGCCAAACUGGCCAAUCUCCCGGAGUUGGAUCUGUUAGUUCUGGUUGCAUGUGCAGAAACCAGUUUGCUGGACUCACGCGAGAUGCUCAUUCCGAUCAUAACUCCGUUCGAAAUGGAGUGCGCUUUGAGCGGUUUGGCUGCUAAUGCUGCUGAUCCGACAGGGGAUGGUGGACUUGCGGUGCGUGUGUGGACCCCAGACAAGAUAGCUAUUGACUUCCUGGAUCUUCUUCCUGGUGGAACUUCCUACAUCCCUGAAGAACAAGUAGUUCCAGCACAAUCCUCAACAGCUGAAGAAGUUGUAGAUAUCUCCUUAAUCACUGGAAGGCUUCGUGUGUGUCAAUCAACCAGCAAAGCUAGCACCACUGUGGACGGCUCCAGUAACAGUGCUCUAGCUACACGUGGCGAGUGGGCAUUAGUGGGAACUGAGAACUCCUCAUCCAGCUUCCAGCGUUCCUGGUUUGGCUUGGAUCCAUUGCUCGGUCAGACUCCAGUUGCUAAGGUGCAGGAAGGUCUCCAUGGCCUGCCGGUGCAGUACACAAUACCGACAGAAGCAGAACAUACUAACGGCAGUCCAGCAGCAGAUAGCUGACGCUUCUCUGUCUUCUCUCAUUUGAUGUCAUUUGUUCAGGGAACCAAUCGACGAUGUAAAUUUUUGUCUUGUCUUUUGUACCGACCACUAUACAACUGUGUAAAUAUGGGGUGUAAUAUAGCUUUUGGA